Hemicordylus capensis (graceful crag lizard) is the source of this 1377-nucleotide messenger RNA. It is a transcript of the gene SPDYC, whose product is annotated as speedy/RINGO cell cycle regulator family member C. Gene Ontology annotation, biological process: positive regulation of cyclin-dependent protein serine/threonine kinase activity. Gene Ontology annotation, molecular function: protein kinase binding. The coding region runs from base 255 to 1172 and encodes 305 amino acids. NCBI's taxonomy places the organism in Eukaryota, Metazoa, Chordata, Lepidosauria, Squamata, Cordylidae. The record is from RefSeq and is a predicted model, not a curated record. The transcript is spliced from 7 exons.
GGCCACUUGAAAGUGGUGGAUGACACUAAUGUUUUCUGUAUAUAUAGAUAUAGGCAAUAUCCAGCAAAUAGAUAGAGGCAAUUUCCAGCUAUAUUGACAUUGACAUUGAUAUUGACAUUGAUAUUGUUUGUGUAUAUAUAUAGAGAGAGAGAGAGAUGCAAUAUCCAGCCAGAGUUAGGACCAUUUAGGUUACUUUCAUUCCUACAAAUGAAAAGAUUCCCUCGGAGCCUCUGCUGUCGUCACUUGAGUUAGAAAUGAGAGAUAACCAGGGUGCGCGUGUCCCGCCUGCGGUCACCACUGGGGUGAAGCCAGGGAGCACGAGACAGCGGCGUCGCACGGCCAAGGUUGUCGGAGCACCCAGAGGAGCGCGAGGGCCUGAGAGAGAGCUUUCUGCUGCAGCCCUGAAAACUGUGGAGCAGCCCCUCUUCCUGCUACGCAGAGAAGAGCAAGAGGCCUUCUUCAGUCUCCUGGAGGAUGGCUUGAUACAAGAGUUCCUGUCAAUGGACACAUGCUACAGAAUUUCAGAUAAGUAUCUUAUAGCUAUGGCUAUGAUGUACUUCAAACGAGCUGGCCUGCCUACGAGGGAGUACACACGGAUCAACUUCUUCACCGCUCUGUACCUAGCUAAUGACAUGGAAGAAGAUAUGGAAGACUACAAAUAUGAGAUCUUCCCUUGGGCGCUUGGUGAGAACUGGAGGCAACUUUUCCCACAGUUCUUGAAAAUGCGAGAAGAUUUCUGGGCUAAAAUGAAAUACAGAGCCUAUGUUAGUCAACGAUGCUGUGAUGAGAUCAUGUUGAAGGAGCCGGCUCACUGGGCCUGGUCCCGUGAACGAGCCAUCCACCACAGUGGCGCGCUGAGGAGUUACCUGGUAGAUGAAAAGGACGUGUUUCCUAGAGGGCCUGGUGUUACACCCCCAGACUGCCUUCUCUGUGCAUUUGAUCUGGUAGAAAACGAUGAUAGCGAAAGGACUCCUCCUGCCAGCGACCUGUUGCCUUGCACAGGCAAGCCGGGAUGUGAACUGCUUUCCUCUGCUGGAUCCCAAGGCUACGUCACGCAGACCCUGCAGGAACCUGCUAUGGAGACCGAUGGAGCUGGCAGGCAGUGGCCACUGGUGACAGCAUCUCCGGUGGCGACGGAUCCCCUCCACACACACAUACUCUGCCUCCUCUGAGUGGCAUUCAUCGGGUGUUCUCCGGUCUCUGUUCAGCAUUCUAUUUUUCCCCUCAAGCACUUUAUCUUCCUGUUCACGAAAAAGACAUGGACCAAUGCCUGUGUGUAUAAAAAUAUAAGAGCUGUCUGGUGUGACAUGUACAAUUCCAAAUCUGUGAGGUGGAUGUUUGUAAUAAAUGUCUAGAAGGACAGGCUUAUUCUGGGAA